Molecule: messenger RNA, 2922 nt
Organism: Anas platyrhynchos (mallard)
Lineage: Eukaryota; Metazoa; Chordata; Aves; Anseriformes; Anatidae
Product: putative short-chain dehydrogenase/reductase family 42E member 2
Biological process (GO): steroid biosynthetic process
Molecular function (GO): oxidoreductase activity, acting on the CH-OH group of donors, NAD or NADP as acceptor
Source: RefSeq, a predicted model, not a curated record
CCCUGUACCAGCGCUGGUAUGCUGCUCGCUCAGUGACUUGCCACUGCAGUGUCAGCAGGCAAACCAAGCACUUGGCCCUGAGAGAGGAUCCAACCUCCCUCUUCUCCUUCCUUAAGAUUUACAUUAGUUGCUUCGUGGCUGGAUUAUACUACAUGAGCUACGUGUGUUGCAUGUGUACUAUGUGUACAUACACAAUGUGUAUGCCAGACGAAUUUUCAUGAGGUACCCAUCACAAGGAUUUUUCUCAGGGACCAACUCUGCUCUGACCAGGGAGUGGCUGCUCCCUCUCUUGCACGCAACAUGGAUGAGGAGAGCUGGACUUCCCGGGGUGAGUCAUGGAAGAGAGUGAUGGAAAAGCUCUGCUGUCUGAUUAUCUCCGCUCUGUAUUUAUCGUGCCUUUGUAUUAAUAUGUUACGGGAUUUUUAAGACCAACAAAUUCAUGGAAAUGUUCUCAUUGUAUCUUUAAAUCCACAGGGUACACAGGAGUGCUAGCAGCAUCACUACAAUAAAAUGUUACUAUCUCAAGAUAAAACACAGUGAAAGGAAAAUGUGAGCAACCACAAUUACCACUGCAGCACAUCAAGGAGUAACCCAAGAACUCACUGGCUUUGUGGUUGCAAGUCCCUGUGGAGUCCUGGUGCUCUAGUCUUGGAAUGUCAAACCUUCUCUGAUGUGUUAUUUCAGGUGAUUCCGAUGCUCUGCAUCUCUCUGAGCCAUGCCCCAGCAAUGACUAUCCAAACAGCAACUGAGAGAUGCUGUUUUUUUCCUGAACAACCCACUCAACAGGCGUCUCAGUGCAGACAGAGCCCCAGCUCCCAGUGGUAUGUUUUCCUGGAGUGGUCACAGAAGACACGUGGAGGUUGCAUUAAAGUAAGACACUGCUGCUAUUGAGUAGAGCUUGUUAACAUGAAACUCCCUGGAAUUGUCUGCAUCCAGGAGCACUAUGGAGCAAUUUUUACAAUGGAGAAGAAAUUGGUACAUGUGUCUGGUAGUAGAAGACAUUAUUUCACUGACAGAAAAUUUAUCCUGAUUGGGGGAACAAAACCGUGGCACCAACCUCCUAAUGCUACAGUGAAAGGAAAUGCUGGAGCACAGAAUGAAAAAAAUAUGAGAGCGGUGGUGACAGGAGGCGGAGGCUAUUUUGGAUACAAGCUGGGAUGUGCUCUUGCCAGCUCAGGAGCUUCUGUUGUUCUGUAUGACAUAAACAAGCCUAUCUGGGAAAUUCCUGAUGGAGUAGUGUGUAUCCAGGCAGAUGUCAGGGAUUACGAUGCCUUAUUUGCAGCCUGUGAAGGGGCUGACUGCGUGUUUCAUGUAGCUUCAUAUGGAAUGUCAGGAAGAGAGCAAUUGCACAGAGAAGAGAUUGAAACUGUAAACAUUAAUGGAACAAGGUUCAUCAUUGAUGCCUGCAAACAAAGGAACAUCAGCAGAUUGAUAUACACCAGUACAGUAAAUGUUGUGUUUGGAGGGCUUCCUAUUGAAGAUGGCGAUGAGGAAACUGUGCCAUAUUUUCCCAUAGAAAAGCAUGUUGAUCAUUAUUCCAGAACCAAAUCAAUUGCAGAACAAAUGGUACUAGCAGCUAAUGGAACUCCACUAGCAGGAGGUGGAAUACUCUAUACUUGUGUUCUUCGCCCACCAGGCAUCUACGGACCAGAAGAGCAAAGACACCUGCCAAGGCUAGCAAAGAACAUUGAGAGAGGGCUACUUAGCUUCAAGUUUGGGGAUCCUUCUGCUAAAAUGAACUGGGUGCAUGCAGAGAAUCUUGUACAAGCUCAAAUUCUAGCUGCUGAAGCUCUCACCCCUGAGAAGAACUACAUAGCUAGUGGUCAGGUGUAUUUCAUUAAUGACGGUGAAAAAUUCAACCUUUUUGAAUGGUUAACUCCACUCUUUGAACGUUUAGGUUGUAGUAAGCCCUGGAUACGUAUUCCUACUUCCUUGGUUUAUAUAUCAGCCAUGAUAAUGGAGUAUCUUCAUCUGAUGCUGAAACCAUUUGUUGAACUGUCCCCCCUGCUGACCAGAAAUGAGGUGCAGAAUAUUUCCGUAACUCAUACAUUUCGAAUAGACAAGGCACGGAAUCAGCUAGGGUACAGCCCAGAGAAGUUUGUGUUUGCUGAUUCUGUGGACCAUUACAUUAAAACAAGACCAGAGGCCCAGAAUGAUCACAUCUUCCUCAAAGUCUUGCUUUUGUUAAUUGUUAGUUUAAGUUUGAUCUUUCUUUCUCUGAGAUUUGACGACCUUUCAGUUUUGCAUUUUUUUAAGGAAACAAAACACUGACAUGCAUAAACUGCACAUACUCGGUCACAGUACUGCUACCCAUGGAUCAUCUCGAUCUCCACAAUACGUACUGCCCCCAAUGCAAUAAGCAGGCAGUUAUUUUAGAUCCUACAAAAAUAAUAAUUGUAGCCUGUAAGUAGCUGUACUUAAGAAAUUAAAAUACUGUAAACAAUUAUGGCCAAAGAUCAUCACUGAAACACACUGGAGUCAAGACUGUUGAAUCUAUGUAUUUCACACCAAAAAUCUUCUCAAUUUUAAUGCUGAAGUGCAUGAGUACCUGCAAAAGGAACAGAAACUUCAACCAGUCUUCAAUGCUUCACCAAUGAAGAAAAAUGGCUAAAAUAUGGAGGAAGGCUGACUACAGCUGCUGCCACGCUCAUUACCUUAGGGAACUGAGGAACACACAAAGGGACCAACAAUGAGAACAUAUUACUGUAAAUAACACAAGCCAGCUGAACAGGGGAAGUUCACACUGUGUGAAUUUAUUUCGUGAAUUAGCUGUAUCACUGUACAUGAAGGAAAAUAAAAGCGCACUUGAAACUCUGCUGAACUUGGUGCUGUGCCUCUGUGAACACUGCUGCAGACCUUGCCAUCCUGCUGUGGGGUGCAGGGACCAGCUGCAGGACCUGCUGGGAGGGCAAAAGCCUAUCA